Molecule: messenger RNA, 888 nt
Organism: Blastocystis hominis
Lineage: Eukaryota; Bigyra; Opalinata; Blastocystidae
Exons: 3
Coding region: 1-888 (295 amino acids)
Biological process (GO): transmembrane transport
Cellular component (GO): plasma membrane
Molecular function (GO): transmembrane transporter activity; ATP hydrolysis activity; ATP binding
Source: RefSeq, a predicted model, not a curated record
AUGCAAUCCGAGGGAGAGACUAUUCCAUCCAUUGAAUCUGGAACCCAAGAAGUGCCUCCUGAAAUCAACGAAGAUGACAUUGUUGUAACAAGUCACCUUCGGAAGUCUUACAAACUGCAAGAUGGUCGAGAAGUGGUCGUCCUGCGCAAUAUCACGCUUGACAACAGUGUUGAUUCGUUUCCUGUGAAACGUGGCGAGUUUGUGAUCAUUCGAGGACCUAGCGGCAGUGGAAAAACAAGUUUCCUCAACAUUAUUGGCACAAUCGACCAGCCCACUUCCGGCGCGCUCUACUUGUUUGGAAAGCAUGUUGAAAACAAAGCCAAAGACAAGGAAUUAGCCGAAAUUCGGCUGCGUCAUAUUGGAUUCGUGUUCCAAACCUUUAAUCUGAUCUCCACACUCACAUCUUUGGAAAACGUGCUUCUCCCUAUGCAGCUUGCAGGAGACUUAUCUGCGCAGGAACAGAAGGAAAGAGCUAUGCAACUGUUGGUCGAUGUGGGGUUGCAAGAUCGGAUUUACCAUCUCCCGUCCGAGCUGAGUGGAGGAGAACAGCAACGAGUCACGAUAGCCAGAGCUUUGGCGAACAAGCCUGAGAUUUUGCUGCUGGAUGAACCUACAGGCGAUCUAGAUAGCCGGACAACAAUCGAAGUGAUGAAUAUCCUCCUAGACCUAAAUCGCAGUGGAAUUACCAUGAUCAUGGUAACUCAUAACCCGGAUUUGGAGUGUUAUGCAAACCGGAUAUUAUACAUCAAGAAUGGCAUGGUAGACAAGCAAGUAAUCAACCAAUAUCAAUGUAAAUACUAUCCUGAAGAAUAUCAAGAAAAGGUAAACUCAAAGAAAUUGUUAUUCUUUUUUUGUUCUAAAAAACGGUACAAAGGGAAUAAGUCAUAA